AUGAUUUGCUCUGUACAGCAUCUUCAGCUGCUUGAGAUAACCUGUCUCGUCCUUCUUACAGUGUACUGUGAAGGAUGCGUAGUAGAUAUGUCUCAAGAAAGUGAAAAGAUCAAAUGUCAGGCGUGUCAUAUCUCUGACUCGAGAGGAUUUCCGAAAGUUUGUUUGGUUCUUGAGCAGCUUUUGGAGGAGAACUUUCCUGAAGAAUACAAUUCAAGGAAAAGUGGGAUUCAGAAAACGCUUGCCCAUACUUGCAAAGGAAACAUUCAAAGCUCUCGCAAAGAAGGCCCAUCUUUGUCAGGCGCCAACAACAAUGAUCUUCCCUGGUGGGAAAACCCUGCAUCUAUUGUUCACAUCGGAGCGGGAUGUGAUUGUUGCGGAGUGUAUCCAUCAUAG
Messenger RNA from Eruca vesicaria subsp. sativa (arugula), 393 nucleotides. The record is from the annotation of a GenBank genome assembly. NCBI's taxonomy places the organism in Eukaryota, Viridiplantae, Streptophyta, Magnoliopsida, Brassicales, Brassicaceae.